UGGUGUUGUCUUCAUCACUUGUGUUCAACGGUGAAAAUUCAAUUGCACAUCAAAAUCAAGAAGCAGGUACAUCAUUUUGUUCUUUCAUAAGUGGCAUUAGAGAGUAUUUCAAGCAAGUUGUGUGUUUUUUUUCUCAUUCUCUCAACUGUUUAAUUCUGAAUUCAACUGAUGCCGAAACGAGAAACUCUGCUUGGUAAUAAAUUUUUUUUUUUUUUUUAAGUUAAGAAUAAAGGUUUGUGGUUAUUCCUAGCUUAAUCAGUACUUGGAUGAAUGCGUUGGACCAUCUUAUAUGCUUUUCUUCAUGGUCUUUGUUUCUCUUUGAUUUAAUUCAAGUUUCCCUCCAUCUGUUGUUCAUCAUUAUUAUGGAAUAAUAUGGAUUACAACCAAGGCAUACCUGGAGAUGGAAGAUGUUUGUUCCGGUCUGUGGUUCACGGUGCUUGUCUAAGAGCAGGGAAGCCAUCUCCAAGCGACGCUCUUCAGAGAGAACUUGCAGAUGAGCUUAGAGCGAAAGUACAAAAUGAACUCAAUUUUAUACCACUUGUAGCAGAUGAGUUCAUUAAAAGGAGGGCAGACACCGAAUGGUUUCUUGAAGAUGAUUUUGAAACGUAUGUUGUACAGAUGCGACAACCGCACAUUUGGGGAGGCGAACCUGAGUUGCUUAUGUCCUCACAUGUCCUAAAGAUGCCGAUUACAGUUUAUAUGCGGGACAAUGAUUCUGGUAGCCUGAAAAUCAUAGCUGAAUAUGGUCAAGAGUACGGUAAGGAUAACCCUAUCCGUGUACUUUAUCAUGGUUAUGGACACUACGAUACAAUGCGCGGUUCGGCUACUGGUGCACAGUCCAAGUUGUACAAACAGAGAUGAACAGAGAUGCAUUGGGCUGUAGCCUCUGUAGUCAUAUUCAGCAUCUCGAAUUGUAUUCCUGUUCUUUGCUUAUAGUAGCUACUGUUUCGAGAAAUGGGCACUAUCUGAAAACAAGAUCCUCAAAAAA
Messenger RNA from Prunus persica (peach), 988 nucleotides. Its product is annotated as OTU domain-containing protein At3g57810-like. Bases 373 to 861 code for a protein of 162 amino acids. Gene Ontology annotation, cellular component: cytosol; nucleus. The record is from RefSeq and is a predicted model, not a curated record. Gene Ontology annotation, biological process: endoplasmic reticulum unfolded protein response; protein deubiquitination. Gene Ontology annotation, molecular function: cysteine-type deubiquitinase activity. The transcript has 6 exons. Lineage: Eukaryota; Viridiplantae; Streptophyta; Magnoliopsida; Rosales; Rosaceae.